UACACACGUCAAGCACUGUAAGAUGGCCAGAGUAGCCUCCCUUCUUCUCAAAUAGAUCUGUGAAAAAUUCAAACCUACAUCCUGAAACGUCGCAUACAAAGUAUUGAGAAAGUCACUCUCAUUUUCUGUUUACAAUGGUUCUGUAGAAUGGUGGCUUAUAAUAGUGUCUUUCACACCAGAAACGUUUUAAAUAAUCUGUGUUGAACCACACCCACUAUAAUGUAACAUACAUAGAAGGUGAAUUAUAAAAGGUGGAUUAAUUCGUGUAAAUGUUUCAUUAUUAUAAAAGGAUUAGACCACAUCUUGACUACAUAUCGCAGCAAAAUUUGAUGACAACUAGACCAAUUCUAUAACAUAUUCUGAAUUAACAAGAGGCACAAAAAUCUAGUCAAAAUGAUUCCGCUAACUCUGGUGUUUGUUGGAUUACCUUUGUGCUCAGUGGCGGCCUUCUCAUUACCAGACUUUCUCGAGCCACUAGACAACGACGAUGAAUCCUCCUGCCAUCCAAACUAUUGUGAAGUCCUUAACACUUGCGUCUCCACGGAGACUUGCGUUUCAUUUGGAUGUAACUUGACAACAUGUAUCUCUCAUAACGAUUUCUUUACAGUAAAUUCAAGUGAAAUCCUUACAAGCACGACAGUAAGAAAAGAUCACCACUGUGCUAAUGUAUCCGACUCAGACUGCCCUGACCCCAUUUUUUGUCCGGCAUUGGUCCACUGUGAGUGUCAGCCUCAGUGGGUGGGACCUUUCUGCAAUGUGCCGUGCACGUUACCUUGUGUCAAUGGUGAGUGCAAGAUGGACAUCGAUCCAGAGAAUAAGAGUCGUCAGAUCUUCUACUGUAACUGUCAGCCCUCCUGGACGGGGAUGUACUGUCAUGAUGAGUUUGAAGACCCUGGACAAGAGAACAGAAGACGGGUUCGAAUCAUGGCAGGUGUGCUAGCUGGAUCCCUGAUACUUGCCCUGAUUAUAGUCAUUGUCAUCCCUGUGGUGCUUUGGAGACUUCGAGUCAUCUUUGUUCUUAGAUUGGUUUAUUAUUUUAAAAGCUACGACAAUAGCGAUGAUAAGCUGUACGAUGUGUAUAUCUCAAUGACUGAAACAUCAAAUGCUGAGAAAUUCGUUUAUAAAGAAUUGAGGCCGAAACUUGAAGACCUCGGAUUUUCUAUGUACAUUCAGGCCAGGGACAGUUCACCUGGAGAAGUUUUGAGUGAGUCUAUAGUCCAUGCUGUAGAGAAAAGUCGUUGUACAAUAAUGAUCAUCACUCCUGACUACAUUAAAAAUGAAUGGAGCAGAUUUGAAUAUUUGAUUGCACAGCAUGAAACACUUAAAUUGAAUCAGAAGAUCAUUCCCAUAAUUCUUGAACAAGUAGACCAGACUAACAUGGACAAGGCACUCAAGCACAUUAUUUAUUCAGUCAAGUGUUUAAAGCACCCUUAUAUGAAAUUGGUGCAAUCUUUAGAGCCGAAUCCUAAAAAGUCUUGUGUUAGUUCAUGGCAUUUACAAAUGGAAGGAGGCAGGAAGAAUUAUUAUGACAUGAUGUCCAUUCAAGAUCAAGAAAUUGAGAAAGCAUCUGAAAAGUUCUGGAAAAGGCUGGAACUAACUCUACCUAAAAAGAACCUAAAAAGAAAAAGCUUGAAAAAGAGUCCAGUUAGUGUUUACAUAAAAAGUAUCUGAGCUUUUUGAAAGACUAUACAUUUGUUAGAGUGGCACCCACACCCACAGUAAGAUGAGAAUUCAUUUUAAUGAUGCCAAGAAAGAAACCUGGAAAUCAAGACCAAUUUAAAUUAGAUGUUUGCAGCUUUUUUUUUUUGAUUAUUUCGUUUGAACUAAACGAGUGAGUGUUAGCACAAAGAUUUCAUAAGUAACUCAUUUCUUAAAUUUAUUUUGUUAUUGUUAUUCUUUAGUGUAACGAAACAAUUAUGGACAAAAGAAAACUAAUUUUAACAAAAACAUAAAUUUAAAUUUCACUAUUUUGCAUUUUAUUCAUUCUAACAUGCACCAAAGAGUCAACAAGUCAAUUUGAGAAAAGAAUCAAUCUCAGCGGAAGUUACAAUGAUUGCCAAAUGUUCUUUUUCUUUUAGAACAGAGGUUCAAAACUUCUCAGUCUUAUUGGUAUAUACAUUUACAACAAGCUUUUCACUGGCCUUUGUGGCUUUAUUAAUCACUGUGUGAUGAACUUUUCACGGGCCUUUGUGGCUUCAUUAUUCACUAUGAACUGAAGCUUUUAGGGCCGGAUAUCAAAGGUCGGACAUGGCCCUCGGGUGGUAGUUUGGGCAUCAUUCUUUUCUACGCUUCGAAAGGGCUGAUGUUGGCGUCAAACUUUUCGUCCGUCAAACUCAGAACCAUCGUGGAAGCGAAUAACUUCGAAAAGGCAGCCUUCCUUUUUUUUUUCAGAUAUUUGAAACAUUUGCUACAGGAAUUAGAGUUUAUUUUUAUUUUCUUUGUAUUGUCUGUCUUGUAUUUUUAAAGCUUAUAUCAUAUUCAAUCUUGUAUCUGAAAUGUUUCUUUUACAUGUUGCAAUAUAUUCAUGUUUUAA
This is a messenger RNA of Biomphalaria glabrata, 2533 nucleotides long. RefSeq lists its product as uncharacterized. The transcript is spliced from 8 exons. The record is from RefSeq and is a predicted model, not a curated record. The coding region runs from base 394 to 1671 and encodes 425 amino acids. NCBI's taxonomy places the organism in Eukaryota, Metazoa, Mollusca, Gastropoda, Planorbidae. Gene Ontology annotation, biological process: signal transduction.